AUGAAAGUGAUAAUAAUCUUUGGUUGUCCUGGAUCAGGUAAGACUACCUUAUCUAAAUUGCUCAAUACAGACAUUAUAAUAGAGGCAGAUUCUUUAUAAUAACAACAUCAAUUUAAUCCGGAUGAUUGGAAGAAAUCUCGAGUCUAAGUCAGAUAAAUAUUAGAAGAAUAUUUAUAGGAAAAGAAAUUCUAAACCAUAUUAAUUGAUGAUGAUUUUCUGUUAAUGAGUCAGAGAAAACAAAUCUUACACAUAUGUCAAAAAUUUAAGGCUAGUUACAUUGAAAUUUUAAUUAAUUUAAAUUUACAAGAUCUUUUAAAUAGAAAUUCAACCAGAGAUAUCAAAAAAAAAUUAAACGAUGAAAUUGUAGAACUCCUUUUUAAUAAAUUUGAAUCCAAAAGUUUAUAAAAUACAAUAAUCAUUGACAGUAAAUAUAAUACAUUUGAACUAUUGAAUUAAUAAGUUAUUGAUAUGGACAUUAAGCAUCAAAAUGAGUAUUUGACUGAAGAUUAAAUGAUCAAUGAAAAAGAAAAUUAAAUAAAGCAAAACUAAGAAAACAUUGUACAUUAGACAGAUUUGGAACUAAGAAAAGUAAUUUCAACUUUAUGUAAAUAAACUGGAAAAUAGGGCAAUUACGAUCCAAAAUAUUUGAGCCUUAAAAAAAAGUAAUUUCUAUAGUCUCACUUAACAGAGAAUGUUGAAGAGAAUGUAUUUUUAUUCUUAUAAACAUUAUGA
Messenger RNA from Paramecium octaurelia, 732 nucleotides. The record is from the annotation of a GenBank genome assembly. Lineage: Eukaryota; Ciliophora; Oligohymenophorea; Peniculida; Parameciidae.